This is a messenger RNA of Prunus armeniaca (apricot), 1509 nucleotides long. The record is from the annotation of a GenBank genome assembly. NCBI's taxonomy places the organism in Eukaryota, Viridiplantae, Streptophyta, Magnoliopsida, Rosales, Rosaceae.
AUGGACUUUCUUUCAAACCCCGUCUUCCUCACAGCUCUGGUCCUUGCCUUAUCCAUUUUCACUGCCCAAAUACUUGCAAGGAAACUCACCAAGGCAAAGAAGAAGCACCCACCUAUUGCUGGCACAGUGCUCCAUCAGCUACUUAACUUCAACAGGCUACAUGAUUACAUGACUGAUCUUGCUGGGAAACACAAGACUUACAGGCUGCUUGGCCCCUUCAGGAAUGAGAUUUACACCUCCAACCCAGCAAAUGUUGAGUACAUACUCAAGACAAACUUUGAUAACUAUGGCAAGGGAUGUUAUAACUACAAUAUUCUGAAGGAUCUUCUGGGUGAUGGAAUUUUUGCAGUUGAUGGUGAAAAGUGGCGCCAGCAGAGAAAGAUAUCGAGCCAUGAGUUUUCGACGAAGGUGUUGAGGGAUUUCAGCAGUGUAAUAUUCCGGAAAAAUGCAGCAAAACUUGCUGAUAAGGUGUCGGAAAUCGCAACUUCCAACCAGGCAAUUGAUAUUCAAGAUCUAUUUAUGAAAUCAUCCUUGGACUCAAUUUUCCAAGUAGCAUUUGGUACUGAAUUAGACAACAUGUGUGGAUCAAAUGAAGAAGGCAAAAGUUUUGGUGAUGCUUUUGAUAAUUCAAGCGCAUUGACCCUCUGGCGUUACGUUGAUGUUUUCUGGAGGAUCAAGAAGUUUCUCAACUUGGGAUCAGAAGCUGCCUUAAGGAAAAAUACCAAAAUUGUUAAUGAUUUUGUGUUUAAGCUAAUCCACAACAAAAUUGAGCAAAUGCAGAAAAAGGAUAACGGUCCGGCCACUGUGGACAGAGAAGACAUUUUAUCAAGGUUUUUGCAAGUGACUGGGACUGAUCCCAUGUACUUGCGAGAUAUAAUUCUCAAUUUCAUUAUAGCUGGUAAAGACACAACAGCAACCACACUUGCGUGGUUCUUUUACCUUCUGUGCAAGCAUCCUUCUGUACAAGAAAAAAUUGUACAAGAAGUGAAGCAAGUAACCGGCAUGAAAAAGAUCACCAACUUUUCCGAGUUUGCAUCUGGUGUGAGUGAAGAUACUCUGGAAAAGAUGCAGUAUCUCCAUGCUGCAAUCACUGAAACUCUCAGAAUCUAUCCUGCAGUUCCAGUGGAUGCAAAGAUAUGCUUUUCUGAUGAUACUCUGCCAGAUGGGUACAGUCUGAGGAAAGGAGAUAUGAUAGCAUACCAACCUUAUGCAAUGGGCAGGAUGAAAGUCAUAUGGGGAGAUGAUGCAGAAAAGUUCAGGCCGGAGAGAUGGCUCAACGAGAAUGGGGUCUUCCAGCCAGAGAGCCCUUUCAAGUUUUCAGCCUUUCAGGCCGGACCGCGAAUAUGUCUUGGAAAGGAGUUUGCUUAUAGACAAAUGAAGAUCUUCUCAGCCGUUUUGUUAAGCUGUUUUAUGUUCAAAAUAAGUGAUGAGAACAAAGUUGUCACUUACAGGACAAUGAUUAAUCUUCACAUUCUCGGGGGUCUGGAAGUUCGUGCCUUCCACAGAUAA